This is a messenger RNA of Trichosporon asahii var. asahii CBS 2479, 1473 nucleotides long. RefSeq names its product DNA polymerase delta, small subunit. The record is from RefSeq and is a predicted model, not a curated record. The transcript is spliced from 6 exons. Bases 1 to 1473 code for a protein of 490 amino acids. Lineage: Eukaryota; Fungi; Basidiomycota; Tremellomycetes; Trichosporonales; Trichosporonaceae. Gene Ontology annotation, cellular component: delta DNA polymerase complex. Gene Ontology annotation, molecular function: DNA binding. Gene Ontology annotation, biological process: DNA strand elongation involved in DNA replication; DNA replication.
AUGGCAGUCGAGGCCAAGCCGGAAGCAGGAGAUGUGCUUCGUAGGCCGUCGGUGCCCUACUCCUCCCUUCCAGAGCUGUCCAAACCCUUCCUGAUCGAUCCCUCGAAGCGGUCCUUCAAGCACCAAUACGCCAACGUCUACUUCGUCCGUUUGGUGGAGCUUCGACCCAUCGUAGAAGAGCACGCGAAGCGUCUGUGGGCUGAGCGUCACUGUGGGUACAUAUUCAGGAACUAUCUGACCUUAGUCAAACCUCGACUUCUCCCCCGUAUUCUCGACCUCAACAGAGGGCAGCCAUGCUACAUCGUCGGCACUGUUUACAUGGACAUGCCCCUGAAGCCAAACGUCCUUGAGGAUAUGGCGCGAAGUAAUUGGAUCGCCCCUCCUGCUCCUCGUCCGAAGUUCUACUCCAGCCAGGACGCCGUGCAUCUGGAGGACGAGUCUGGACGUGUUCGCCUAGUCGGAGAUGUCAUUCGGAAGGAGCGCGAUCGCGAAGGUGGUGGCUUUGUCACUGGAGUUAUCAUGGGCGUCUUGGGCUUCGAGAACUCUAGCGGCGAUUUCGAAGUGAUGGAACUCUGCUUCGCCGGCAUGCCCGAUGUUUACCAUCCCAGCUCAUCGGGCACAGCUAACGGCAAGGGGAAGGCAAGAGAGAGCAUGGAUGUUGACGAUGAGAGCAAGACGUGGGUUGCGCUCGUAUCGGGGCUUUCAGUUGGUAAUGAGACCUCUGCGCCGGAUCUGAAGUCGGAGCUGCUUGUUGAGUGGCUCAUGGGAGAGAAUGGCGGCGCCCAGGACCAACUGGAAGGAUCACGGAUAGCCCGUGUGAUCUUUGCGGGGAACACUCUAGCUGCACCCAUCAAGGGGCAGGAUGAUCGCAAGAUCAAGGCGGACCUGAAUCACCCGACGAAGAACUUGGCCCACAUGCUCUCGGAUUUGCUGGCGUCGUCCUUGCCCAUGAAUCUCGUCCCGGGACCUUCAGACCCGGGUGGAGCUGUUCUGCCGCAGCAGCCCAUGCCCAAGGUCAUGUUUGGAGGAAAGAAGAUGGAGGGACUUGAGUGUAACACCAAUCCCACUUGGCUCGAGAUCGGUGACCGGAGCUUCCUGUGCUCAGGAGGACAAACGAUCGACGAUGUGUUCAAGUACCUGCCUGGCAAGUCGCGCCUACCGAUGGCGAAGCGGACGCUCGAGUGGCGUCACAUCGCCCCGACGGCUCCGGACACUCUUUGGAUCUACCCGUUCCCGGACAACGACCCCUUCAUCAUCCGCGAACGGCCCAACGUGUACGUUGUCGGGAACCAACCCGAGUUCGAGACGGCCUUAGUCGGCGACGAGGACAAGACCAGAAUUGUUAUGCUGCCGAGUUUUGCGGCCACUGGCACUGUCGCACUUGUCUGCCUUGAAACUCUUGAAGUCAAGACAGUUGCGUUCGAGGUCCCCCCAUGGAUCGGGGAGGUUAAGGUGGAAAUGAAGGAGGAGUGA